Molecule: messenger RNA, 579 nt
Organism: Symbiodinium sp. CCMP2456
Lineage: Eukaryota; Dinophyceae; Suessiales; Symbiodiniaceae
Source: the annotation of a GenBank genome assembly
AUGGCGGCUGCUUCAACGACGAAGGCCUCGCAACGGAGCCGGGCGCCUUUUGUCAACCUCUUCGACCUGCCGGAGCUGAUGCCGGGAGCGCAGCCUUCCGCCAAUCCUGCGCAGCGUGAAGAGUUCGAGAACCGUUGCCGCCAGCUGCAUCGGGACGAGGAGCAGGAGCGACUGGACCGACUGGAGAAGGCCUACCAGCAACGUGCUGCCGCGGCACCCGACCUCACUUCCACCAGUGAACUGGAGGCCAUGUUUCCGACGUUGGACGCGGAGCUCGUUCGCUCCAUCCACGCAGAGGCUCAGACGCCCCAGGAUGCCGUGGAUACACUCUUGGCCCUCACCCUGGCCGCAGAGCCUCUCGAGGCACUCCCUACCUUGCCUCCGCGGGAAGUUGGCAUGGAUGAUCACGACAAGUUCCCAGCCCUAACAGACGCAGAGGGCUGGCAGGUUGCCAACCAAAAACUGUUUGAUCGGGACCCGGAGGAGGACCUUGGCUCUGCUUGGCGAGACCGUGCAAAGGCCGCGCAGGAUAUGCCCGCCCCGAAGGCCGAUUCUGCCGAGGAUGGAUUGGAUUUCUGA